AUGUAUAGCACCACAACCUUUAGGAAUGCAUAUAGUUACAGAAUUGCCCCUAUCAAUGGGAGUGACAUGUGGCCACAUACCAACUAUGAUCCAUCAUUGCGUCCUAUUAGUAAAAGGAUGCCUGGUGGGCCAACUACUAAUAGGAAGAAAUCCACUACAGAGAAUAAAGGAAAACACAAGGCUAGUACAAGUAAACCUCAAGAACAUGAUGAGGUUGAAUUGACUCUAAUUCAGGUGGAUACUACUCAAAAUGAUUUCCAGGAUACUCUUAAUGAUUCUAAAUCUAGUAGCGCACGGGGAAGUGCUCAGUAUAUGCACAUGACUCCUCCUAGAAGUUAUGAUGUUGAAGAUUUUGUUUGUGAGUAUGUUGAGGUUGAAAAUGUUGAAGGUAGUCAGGGUGAAGCAAAUGGUGUGGUUGAAGAUAUUCAGCGUGAAGCAAAUGGUGUGGUUGAAGAUGGCCAGGGUUAA
Messenger RNA from Lactuca saligna, 468 nucleotides. The record is from the annotation of a GenBank genome assembly. NCBI's taxonomy places the organism in Eukaryota, Viridiplantae, Streptophyta, Magnoliopsida, Asterales, Asteraceae.